Drosophila persimilis is the source of this 1553-nucleotide messenger RNA. RefSeq lists its product as uncharacterized. Gene Ontology annotation, cellular component: nucleus. The record is from RefSeq and is a predicted model, not a curated record. The transcript is spliced from 2 exons. Lineage: Eukaryota; Metazoa; Arthropoda; Insecta; Diptera; Drosophilidae. Gene Ontology annotation, biological process: chromatin organization. The coding region runs from base 98 to 1414 and encodes 438 amino acids.
CAAGACUCUGCGACGUUAGCCAACACUGCGGAGAUUUUGUUGAUAGCACAGCGAGAGGCUGAGUUUUUCGAUCGCUGAUUGACCAGCAAAAGUAUCCAUGUCCGUAGAUCACGACCCGAUCCCAGAGCAGUGCAGCAAGUGCGGAAAAACGAGCGGCAAGGAACAGCCGUGCCGGCCUUCGGAAACCGCCGGCAAAGUUGGCUGCGGCGUUGCUGAAGCACUGUGCGGGGCCUGUACGUCUGCAAAAGACGGGAAAAAUAAAGGAAAUUCGCUGAAAUCAGAAACUGAAAAAAGUGUUUCAAUGAACGUAGACGUAGAUGCACCCACGGCCAAUGCAGUGCCAGGAACAGAAAAGCCAGACAACCCACCACCUCCAGGACCAAGCCAGCCAGAAGAAAGCCCGAAGCUACCCUCGACGUUUGCCAAAGCUGCGGAACCAUACACCAAUCUAAAAAGGAAGCCAGUCAGCUGUCAUGAAUAUCCUACCGAAAAUUUUUUAAAGUCACCCGAAGCCCCCCCAACAAAAGGAACGACAGCCGAAGCCGGAGGAAAGGAGAAGAGCAAGGAAGAGGUAAUGCAAGCUUCGCCUGAGGCCGCACUCUCUCGGACCACGAAACGCUGCGGAAAGAUCACGAGGAGUAGCAUCAAUGGAACGCCAGCGGCCACCAUUCCCGGAAAUCAGACGCCCACAAUAAUGAAGCGCCUGCGUAAGAGCACGCGGGCUACUCGCUUUAAGGCGAAGCUGACGGGACGCUCGGGCGUCGGAGGUAAUGGCGGACAGGCCAAUGGCUACAAUGGCACCCCCAACGGACCAGGGUCCACAACUCAUCCGUAUGGAACCGGAUCGCAUCCGGCUAACAGCAAGGCGCACUGCAAGUCUGGCGUGGGUAGUGCCGGUGGCUCACAGGGAGCCAGAAAUCGACGCGCCAUCUUCAAGCGUCCGGCACAGAAGACGCCCAAGGUGCAGGCUUGCACCAAGUUCGUAAAGAGCUUGUUCUAUAAGGGGAUCUACAUGCAAAUCGGUGAUAUCGUGAGCAUUGUUGACGGCCAGCAGAAGCUGUACUACGCCCAGAUCCGCGGUCUGCUCGUCGACGCCUACUGCGAGAAGUCGGCAUUCCUCACAUGGCUGAUACCCACUCAGGACAGUCCCGAUCCACAGGACUGUUUCGAUCCGGCCACCUACUUAAUCGGACCCGACGAGGAACUCUCCCGCAAGCUCUGUUUCCUAGAGUUCGUGAUGCAUGCACCCAGUAACUACUACUACGACCGCAGCACGCCAUUCCCCUUGCCGGACAUCGACGAGUACACAGGACAACGGUCUGGUGGCUAUAUAUGGACUCGUCUGCCGGUCGUCAAGAGGGAUCGGAACGAUACCCGCGCGCGCGAGCCAGUAAACAAGGGUGCUGCCUCCUAGCAGAACCGCCAAAAGCAAGAACGGCAAACGACAAAGACGAACAAAAAAGUGGCCGCCUAACGAAAAGGCCGUUCAAAAUGCGGAAAAUUUUAAUGAUCUAAUUUAUUGAGAAAAAUAUAUCCAAAAAUCUGAGCACUAA